GUCCCCCCUUCCCUCUUCGGACAUUCAGCUAUCCCCAACAGUGCUACCCGUGGACACUGCACCAUUCGUUCGACACUGCGCGCAAAGCAAAUAGCUAUCCACCAUCAUGAAGUCCGCUGCGCAGCUAUCCGCGGCCGCGCUGCUCCUCUCUGGAGCCGCCGAUGCCUUCUGGCGCAUGCCUUGCACUGCGCGAACCGGUCUUGCGCGAAUCGACCCUCUUGUCAACCCGGGACAAGUCUCGCCGCACAGCCACGUCAUUCACGGUGGAAAGAACUUCCAUUUGGACACGAACUACAAUGAUCUCGUCCAGUCCGAGUGCACCUCUUGCCGCGUUACCGAGGACAAGUCUGCCUACUGGACGCCUGCCCUCAACUUCAUCCAUGAGGAUGGCACGACCGAGGUCGUCCCUCAGAUUGGAGGCAUGCUCGCCUACUACCUGCUCUUCAAGAACGAGGGCGAGAAGAUCGAGGCCUUCCCCCCUGGAUUCCAGAUGCUGGCGGGUGACAACCGCCAGCGUAACUUCACCUUGUCCUUCCCAGACAUGGAGAAGUCGCUCUGGAGCCAGCACCCCGAAGAGACCACGCAGAAGAACCUGGGCUUGAAGGCUCUUGGUUUCAACUGCUUGAACUACGCCAUCAACCCCGAGCCGUCCAUGUACCGCCACUUCCUCCCGGACAAGAACUACAUGGACCAGCACUGCCCUCAGGGUAUCCGCGCCGAGAUCUUCUUCCCUUCCUGCUGGAAUGGCGAGCUUGACUCUCCCAAUCACAAGGAUCACGUGGCCUAUCCCGACCUGGUCAACGGCGGAAAGUGUCCCGAUUCGCAUCCCAGGCGCAUCCCUUCGCUCUUCUACGAGACCAUCUGGUUCACCAAUAAGUUCAACGGCAAGCCGGGACAGUUUGUCUUCUCCAACGGUGACCCUACCGGCUACGGCUACCACGCCGACUUCAUCAACGGCUGGGACCAGAAAUUCCUCCAGUCUGCCAUCGACCAGUGCGGUAACCCCUCGGGCAAGAUUGAAGACUGCCCCGUCUUCCAAGGCCACAUCCAAUCCGAAGCCGACACCGCCCAAUGUACCUUUGACGUGCCCGAAGUCCUCGCCAAGGAUAACUGCGACGGCCCCGCCGACGGCCUCUGCGGCAAUGUCCCCAUCCAAGCCGGCCCCGGCUACGCCACCGUGAUUGAACCGGGCAACGUCGAGAAGCCAACGGGCGGCUACAAGCCCCCGCACGUCACCGAGCAGCCCGCCGUCCCCACGCUGUCCUACGCGCCCGCAAGGUCCGCCGUCACCGACGAGUACGGCGGCGGCAUCUCCGUUGCGCGGGUCAACCACGCCAACGCUGGUAAAAACAACGGUGCUGCUGCUCCUGCUCCUACGCCAGCUCCCGAGGCUCUGCCCAACCAGUCCACGGGCAAGGGAAGCAUCAUUUCGACCUCGACGUUCACGAGCGCCGGCGUCGUGUACGAGGUUGUCAUCGAGGAGGUCCCCAUCUACGUGACUGUUGAUGCUCCGGAAAAGGAAGGCCAGGUUAAGAGACAUUAUAUGCAUCUUCGUAGGGAUAAGGAGCACGGGUUGCUGGGGAAGAGGCACUUCCAUUAGGGUGUAGAUCAGCUCUGCGCCUGGCUGAUGGGAUCCGAGGAGGUCUAGCUGCUAGGAGGGAAUCUUUCUAUUGAUCUUUUCUUUUCCUCAG
Molecule: messenger RNA, 1691 nt
Organism: Westerdykella ornata
Lineage: Eukaryota; Fungi; Ascomycota; Dothideomycetes; Pleosporales; Sporormiaceae
Exons: 4
Coding region: 107-1600 (497 amino acids)
Source: RefSeq, a predicted model, not a curated record